Messenger RNA from Trichophyton verrucosum HKI 0517, 3219 nucleotides. RefSeq names its product MFS monosaccharide transporter, putative. Gene Ontology annotation, cellular component: oxoglutarate dehydrogenase complex; mitochondrion; membrane. The record is from RefSeq and is a predicted model, not a curated record. The coding region runs from base 1 to 3219 and encodes 1072 amino acids. Gene Ontology annotation, molecular function: flavin adenine dinucleotide binding; dihydrolipoyl dehydrogenase (NADH) activity; transmembrane transporter activity. The transcript is spliced from 10 exons. Gene Ontology annotation, biological process: transmembrane transport. Lineage: Eukaryota; Fungi; Ascomycota; Eurotiomycetes; Onygenales; Arthrodermataceae.
AUGACACAAAAGAUUCACCGGUGGAAUAUUACCCACCGGCUCGAGAAGCGCUCGCUGCUGAUUGCGAUCAACAGCGUAGCUGCUCUAUCCAUUUUCUUCUUCGGCUAUGACCAGGGCAUGAUGGGGGGCGUGAACAACGCCAAACACUACAUUGAGCUCAUGGGCUUUGGGCAUACAGAGGCCGUCAACGGGUCAAAGCACAGCCCCGUCAUUACUGACAGCUUGCUUCAGGGGGGGAUUGUGUCGGUGUAUUACCUUGGCACUUUGGUGGGAGCACUUGCUGGUGGAAUGGUUGGGGAUAGACUGGGACGCAUCAGAUCUAUCGCCCUGGGUGCUGUUUGGGGAAUCAUUGGAGCUGCAUUGCAGUGCUCUGCCCAAAAUCACGUCUGGAUGAUUUUUGGUACGGGCAUAUUGAAUGCGAUUGUGCCGGUAUGGGCCACAGAAACGGCAGAGCACAAGUCUCGCGGUCAAUUCAUUGCAAUUGAGUUCACCCUCAAUAUCUUCGGCGUUGUUGUGGCCUAUUGGCUGGAGUUAUGGUUGGUCAAGAAGGGUCGUGAUGAAGAGGCCCGCUACAUCCUGAGCAAACUCCGAGGGACUGAAAGUGAAGAGGACAUUGCACGCGCAGACGCAGAGUUCAACGAUAUCAAACAAGUUGCUGCACUCGAGGAGACAUAUAGCACCUCGUACCUGUCUAUGUUUACUGGCCGUGGGUCAGGAAAACUGCAUAUUGGACGGCGUGUCCAUUUGGUUGUUUGGCUGCAGAUCAUGCAGGAAUGGGUUGGCAUAGCUGGCGUUACUAUCUAUGCCCCUACCAUCUUCCGCAUUGCAGGCUUUGACGCCAUAAAGAGUCAGUGGAUCAGUGGUCUGAACAAUAUAUUUUACAUGUUCGCUACGUUAAUCUGCGUCUUCACUCUUGACCGCAUUGGUCGCCGCUGGACUCUCUACUGGGGCUCAGCUGGCCAGGGAAUUGCCAUGUUCCUUGCUGGCGGGUUCUCACGCAUAGGCCUAGAUGCUACCGCAGCAGGAGACGGAGCCAAGGCCGCUUCAUACGGCGCAGCGGCAGCAUCGAUGAUCUUCAUUUUCACUUCGGUGUUUGGCGCCACCUGGCUUACCGUUCCGUGGCUCUAUCCCGCGGAAAUUUUUCCACUUGCAGUCCGGGCUAGAGGCAACGCAUGGGGUGUAGUUGGCUGGAGCGUUGGUAACGGAUGGCUGACUCUACUCUGCCCUGUGAUGUUCGAUGCCAUUGGAGAGAAGACGCUUUACAUCUUUGCCAUCAGCAACGCCAUCACUAUCCCCAUGGUGUGGGCACUCUAUCCAGAAUCUAACCAGCGCACUCUGGAGGACAUGGACCUCCUCUUUGCUGCUGACACCCCCUGGACCUGGGACGCUGAGCGCACUUUUGCUGAGCUCAAGGCCCAGAAUACUUCUCCUGAGAUUAAGCAGUCUCGAGCUAACCGCUUUGGGCAGCCAGCGCAGUUUCAACGCAAAAAGAACUUCGACUUCAACCUCCGACUUUGCUUCACGAUCGUGACAUUUCUUUCCAUCUUCAUCCUCCAAAGCGCUCGCGAGCUGCCAAUUGACUGCUGUCGCUCCCUCUAUUUCCUCCUCGAAGCAGUGCUUUCUCCUUCCAAGCUUCUCUCUCCCCAAUCAUGUUCCGUACGGUCGUUCCUCGCCGUGCCUUUCAGACGGCUUGGGCUCCGUCCCAACGAACCGCCGCAACCGCUUACCCGGCCUUUGGGGCUUACAUUCUCCCCAGAUCAAGGAGAGGAUACGCUACAGAGUCAGGCUGACCGUUUGCCGUUUGUUAUUCCGGUAGAAGAGCAUGAUUUGGUCAUAAUAGGCGGCGGGGUGGCUGGCUACGUUGCUGCCAUCAAAGCCGGUCAGGAGGGCCUAAAGACUGUCUGUAUCGAGAAGCGCGGUACCCUAGGCGGAACUUGCCUUAACGUCGGCUGUAUCCCAUCAAAGUCUCUCCUCAACAACUCCCAUCUCUACCACACCAUCAUGCACGACACAAAGAAGCGCGGUAUCGAAGUUGGCGAUGUCAAGCUCAAUCUCGAGCAGAUGAUGAAGGCCAAGGAAUCCUCGGUCGAGGGUCUCACCAAGGGAAUUGAGUUCCUCUUGAAGAAGAACAAGGUUGACUACCUCAAGGGUACCGGCUCUUUCGUUGACCAGAACUCCGUCAAGGUUGAACUCAAUGAGGGUGGUGAGCGUGUUGUCAAGGGCAAGAACAUCAUCAUUGCUACUGGCAGUGAAGCCACCCCAUUCCCCGGAUUGACCAUUGACGAGCAGAAGAUCAUCACCAGCACUGGUGCUCUUUCAUUGAAGGAAGUUCCAAAGAAGAUGGUUGUCAUUGGAGGUGGAAUUAUUGGUUUGGAGAUGGCCUCCGUCUGGUCUAGACUUGGCUCUGAAGUCACCGUCGUCGAAUUCCUCGGUCAGAUCGGUGGUCCCGGCAUGGACGCUGAGAUCUCCAAGCAGGCCCAGAAGCUCCUUGGAAAGCAGGGCAUCAAGUUCAUGACCGGCACCAAGGUUGUCAGUGGUGACGACAGCGGUAGUACCGUUACUUUGAACGUUGAGGCUGCCAAGGGUGGAAAGGAGAAGACACUGGAAGCUGACGUCGUUCUCGUUGCCAUUGGUCGACGACCAUACACCGCUGGUCUCGGACUCGAAAACAUCGGCAUUGACAUUGAUGAUAAGGGCAGACUCGUCAUCGACCAGGAAUACCGAACCAAGUCCGAGCACAUCCGUGUCAUUGGUGACUGCACUUUCGGCCCCAUGCUCGCUCACAAGGCUGAGGAGGAAGCCGUUGCUGCCGUUGAAUACAUCACCAAGGGCCAUGGCCACGUCAACUACGCCGCAAUCCCAAGUGUCAUGUACACCUACCCCGAAGUCGCCUGGGUUGGCCAGAACGAGGCCGAGGUCAAGGCCUCUGGUGUUGAAUACCGCGUCGGAUCUUUCCCGUUCAGCGCCAACUCCCGUGCUAAGACCAACCUCGACAGCGAAGGUCAGGUCAAGUUCAUUGCUGAUGCAAAGACUGACCGCAUUCUUGGUGUCCACAUCAUCGGCCCCAACGCCGGUGAGAUGAUUGCUGAGGCCACCCUUGCCAUCGAGUACGGUGCUAGCUCGGAGGACGUUGCCCGAACCUGCCACGCUCACCCAACUCUCGCCGAAGCCUUCAAAGAAGCUGCUACGGCCACCUACUCCAAGGCCAUCCACUUCUAA